AUGGCUAUUUGGGGUGGGUGUUCUUCCGUGGACUCGGCGGUUCAAGAAUCAAAAAGGUUCGAGUCAGCAGUGAGCCAAAGCGCGGAUGUGUUUGAAUUUGGGUUGUUUGUGUUGGAAGUGGUUGGUGGGAGGCAGAGACUGGAGGCAGAGUUGGGGCAAUUGGAGGAGAGGGACUUGCUGGACUUUGCAUGGAGAAUGCACGAGAUAGAUGAAAUGGCGAGGGUAGUGGAUAAGAGGAUGGGCACAGUGAUAAACUUGGAGCAAGCAAUUAGAGUUAUGCAAAUUGGGUUGCUAUGCACACUGAAUGUGACCAAAGGGAGGCCUUGUAUGGAGCAAGUGGUGGAGUUUCUUUGCAUGGAGAGACCAAUCCCGGAGUUGCCACCGAGUCGACCGGUUGCUCUGUUCCCUUACAACAGCACCGGCGCCCUUUGCACUGGUUAUUCUUGUGCUUCUUUCAAAUGA
Messenger RNA from Prunus armeniaca (apricot), 462 nucleotides. The record is from the annotation of a GenBank genome assembly. NCBI's taxonomy places the organism in Eukaryota, Viridiplantae, Streptophyta, Magnoliopsida, Rosales, Rosaceae.